Musa acuminata AAA Group (dessert banana) is the source of this 1538-nucleotide messenger RNA. RefSeq names its product wall-associated receptor kinase-like 2. Gene Ontology annotation, cellular component: plasma membrane. Gene Ontology annotation, molecular function: ATP binding; protein serine/threonine kinase activity. The transcript has a single exon. Gene Ontology annotation, biological process: protein phosphorylation; cell surface receptor signaling pathway. Bases 231 to 1361 code for a protein of 376 amino acids. NCBI's taxonomy places the organism in Eukaryota, Viridiplantae, Streptophyta, Magnoliopsida, Zingiberales, Musaceae. The record is from RefSeq and is a predicted model, not a curated record.
UAUUAGUACGUCUGAUAUAAAUCAAAGUAUAUAUACAUAUGAUUGAGCAAAUAGAAAUAAAGAACCAAAACAUGCACAAAAAUUAAUGUACACAGGCUGCAAUGUGAGAAUAGAAUACUCAAUGGUUGGUAUUUACAGGUGUCAUCAUCGGCGUAAGUAAUGGCGUGGGCCUAUUGCUCUUGAGUACGAGUUUGAUCAUCCUACGGAGGAAAUGGAAGAAAAGAAAACAAAUGAGAAUAAGAGAAAAACACUUCCGUCAGAAUCAUGGUUUACUGCUACAACAACUUAUCUCUUCUCGUGAAGAUGUUGCUGAAAGAACAAAGAUAUUUCCUCUGGAAGAGAUAGAAAAGGCAACCAAUAAUUUUGAUGAAACUCGAGUGCUCGGUCGCGGAGGACACGGAACAGUUUACAAAGGGAUUCUGUCGGACCAACGCGUGGUCGCCAUAAAAAAGUCAAAAAUUGUGAAGAAGAGCGAGAUAGAUCAAUUCGUCAAUGAGGUUGCAAUUCUUUCUCAAAUUAAUCACAGAAACGUGGUAAAGCUUUUUGGAUGCUGCUUGGAGACCGAAGUGCCCUUAUUGAUCUAUGAAUUUAUCUCAAACGGAGCUCUUUCGGACCAUCUCCAUACUUCAGAUGGUAGUUCUGCAUUGUCAUGGGAAGCUCGUCUGAGGAUCGCUGCAGAAACCGCAGGAGCACUUGCUUAUUUGCACUCGGCUGCUUCAAUAUCUAUUUUACACAGGGAUGUAAAGUCAUCGAAUAUUCUCUUGGAUGAUCACUUCACAGCAAAAGUAUCAGAUUUUGGAGCUUCAAGAUUUAUUCCACUUGAUCAAACUCAUAUAGUCACCGGUAUUCAAGGGACCUUUGGAUACUUGGAUCCAGAGUAUUAUCAAACAAGUCAAUUGACAGAAAAGAGCGAUGUUUAUAGCUUUGGGGUCAUUCUUCUGGAGCUUUUAACGGGAAAGAAACCUAUUUUCUCCAUCGAACAUGAGAAUAAACAGAACCUAUCAAUGUAUUUUCUCCAAGCACUACAAGAGAAGCGCUAUUUUGAUCUCGUGGAAGAUCGUGUUAUGAAAGAAGGGACUAAACAAGAACUUACGGAAGUUAUUCAACUAGUAGCAACGUGCUUGAAAUUUAAAGGAAACGAGAGGCCUACGAUGAAAGAAGUGGAGUAUAAACUACAGAGCCUAAGAAGGAUUAGAAAGAAUGGAGGACGUCAUAUUGCAGAAGGUAAUGAAGAAACUGAGUGCCUACUGAGCGAUUCAUCUUAUACUUUCUCCGAUUCAGUUGACCAAGCAACCGAAGGGACAUCCAGGAAUUAUAGCUUAGAAAAUGAAUUCAUGUGGUCACACUAUAACCCACGGUGAGUAUGCGUUAUACUAGUAUUUACAUUUGUAUGUAUUGACAACAUAACCUAGGUCAUUAUAUCAUGUAGUCAUUAUGUGGAACGUUAUGUAGCCAAAUAACUAGUAUCUUAUAAACGCUCAUAUAUGUUAUCAGGUAUAUGUAUCUAAUCAUAUUAUGUACACAGCUUGUUUGCUUAA